This is a messenger RNA of Mollisia scopiformis, 1370 nucleotides long. RefSeq lists its product as uncharacterized. The record is from RefSeq and is a predicted model, not a curated record. NCBI's taxonomy places the organism in Eukaryota, Fungi, Ascomycota, Leotiomycetes, Helotiales, Mollisiaceae. Gene Ontology annotation, biological process: carbohydrate metabolic process. Gene Ontology annotation, molecular function: cellulose binding. The coding region runs from base 160 to 1332 and encodes 390 amino acids. The transcript has 4 exons. Gene Ontology annotation, cellular component: extracellular region.
GUCAAACAUUUUGUUAUAUGUAUAAUGCGGUCUGGGACGUUUGCCUUCGCUCCUUCUGCCUUUGCGCACCUCACCAACUCGCUUUGAAAACCAGCUCAUGGGCAGAAUCGAGGCUUGACUGCCAAUUGUCUAGUUUCUGUCCAUCUUGGUCGCGUCAAAAUGUUCUUCUGGAUUGUCUGGGCGUGGGCUUUUGCCACUGCUGCUUUCGGUGCAGACUACAAAGUUGGGCAGAAGUUUCAAAUCGUCCUGAGCAAUGUUGUUGUAGCGCCCUCGAAUCCAUCGACAAAGAUUAUACCUGCCGACGCCGAGGUUUUCGACAUUGAUAUGUUUGAGACAGAAGCAUCUACAAUCGCCUUGUUACAAGCCCAAGGAAAAAUUGUCCUCUGCUACUUCAGCGCAGGCACCUACGAGCCGUAUAGACCCGACUCGGGACAGUUUCAAGCAUCGGACAAAGGAAAAGCUCUGCCAGAAUGGCCCGAUGAAUAUUGGCUCAAAGUCACCAGCACAAACGUGAGAAAUAUUAUGACGGCUCGAAUACAGUUGGCUGCUAGCAAAGGUUGCAAUGGCAUAGACCCGGACAAUACAGAUGCCUAUGCAAAUCCGACUGGCAACACGACGGUUACCAUGGCUGAAGCGAUCGACUAUAUCAAGUUCCUCGGGGGUAUUGCGACAGGUCUCAACAUGACCAUCGGACUGAAGAACUCGCUUCAAAUCCUCUCGGAUGUUUCUGAUACGAUCUCGUUCGCUGUGAACGAAGAGUGUGGAUUCUACCAGGAAUGUUAUUGGUACAAAGACUUCAUAGCGAGCAAGCCAGUGUACCAAAUCGAGUACCCAACUCCACUUCCUCCAUCCGCCUCAGUCCGCACUUCGUCUUGCGCUGUAAACCCAACGCAGCCUGCGGGGUUGAGCUUGGUCUUCAAAAAUUUGUCGUUGGAUGGAUAUGUAUCAUAUUGCGACGGUAGUUCUGACACUACGGAUACCAAGCCCGGUGAUGCCAAUGCGCCACCUCCAAGGUCGUCCAAAACCACUGUACAUCCUCAUCCAAGCACUACCAGUUCUAGGCCAACGAGUUCAAAGCCAAGCCAGACCAGAUCCAGUACUACAUCGAGACCAACGAGCUCAAGACCACCUCAAACAACUCCUUCAUACAGCAGUCGGACAACAUCAUCUGCCAUGCCUUCGUCCCCAUAUCCAUCCCAAACAAACCAACCUGGUGGGUGUAUAGCAAAACACUGGGAUCAAUGUGGUGGACAAAAUUGGAAGGGAUGCACAGUCUGCGCCUCAGGUUUUACAUGCAAAUUUUCGAAUCCAUACUACUCUCAGUGUCUAUGAUUUUUUCGCUCUCGGUUUUGGGAAGGUUGGAGCAUUGC